CUCACACCACUCACAACUCACGUCACACACACGCACGCCGCCGAGGGUAAACGCCAAGGGAAGGGCGCUGCAAACAAGCGAGGACUCCGCGGGGAAGACUCCUCCGCGGAUGCAGGAUUAAAAUCCAAAACGAUACGGGGAAAGGCGCCUGUGGAAGGAGGCAUAAAAGCUGCGCCACACGUGUGGCGCCGUUUGUCACCCGAAGAGGCCCUGCGUGGGCGGCGCCCGUGGGAAGAGGGACUGAGAGGCGGCGAUCCGGCCUGCAGGCUCCGCGUCCACGAGGCUGGCUCCCCGGGGUGAGGCUCGGGGGCCCGGGCUCCACGAGAUCCGCCCGCGGGCGCCGCCGAGCUGGCUGCCCUCCCUGUGUUGCCUUCUUCAUAGUCACGAGUCAUGGGGGACAAAGAUAAACCCAUCGAAUGUGACAAUUGGGAGCCACCCGAAGAGACAAACUGUACAGCCGCUGGGCCUCAGGGAACACAGGUACAAGAGAAAGUCACAAACCUCAGAGGCAGAGAUGGAAGCGAAGCCACCGAAGGGAGUAACCUACUGAACAGCCGUGAGAAGAAGCUACAGGAAACCCCAGCUGGCUCCCACUGUCUGCAAAGACUGAGACAAGCACUGGCCUGCCCUCCUCAUGGCUUGCUGGGCAGAGGUGUCACGAAUGUCACCAUGGCGGUCCUUCUGUGGGCUGUAGUUUGGUCCAUCACUGGCAGUGAAUGUCUCCCAGGAGGAAACUUGUUUGGAAUCAUCAUCCUGCUCUACUGCGCUGUCAUUGGAGGAAGACUUUUGCGGCUUGUGAAGUUACCAACACUUCCUCCCCUGCCUCCUCUUCUUGGCAUGCUGCUGGCUGGGUUCCUGCUCAGGAACAUCCCGGUCAUCUGUGACAGCGUGCAGAUCCAGCACGGGUGGUCCUCCUCCCUGAGAAGCAUCGCGCUGUCUGUCAUUCUGGUGCGCGCCGGCCUCGGGCUGGACUCCAAGGCCCUGAAGAAGCUGAAGGGCGUCUGCGUGCGCCUGUCCCUGGGUCCUUGUGUCGUGGAGGCGUGUACAGCUGCCAUUCUUGCCCACUUCCUGAUGGGUUUGCCGUGGCAGUGGGGAUUUAUACUGGGUUUCGUCCUAGGCGCUGUGUCCCCAGCCGUGGUGGUGCCUUCAAUGCUCCUUCUGCAGGAGGGGGGCUAUGGGGUAGAGAAGGGGGUCCCCACCUUACUCAUGGCCGCGGGCAGCUUCGAUGACAUCCUGGCCAUCACAGGCUUCAACACCUGCCUGGGCAUAGCCUUUUCCACAGGCUCCACCGCGUUUAACGUGCUCAAAGGUGUUUUGGAGGUGGCGAUCGGUGUGGCAACUGGAGUUCUUCUUGGAUUUUUUAUCCGGUACUUUCCAAGCCGUGACCAGGCCCCUCUGGCGCUGACCCGCGCCUGCCUGCUGCUGGGCCUCUCCGUGCUGGCGGUGUUCAGCAGCGUGCGCCUCGGCUUCCCAGGCUCCGGCGGGCUGUGCACGCUGGUCAUGGCUUUCCUGGCGGGCAUGGGAUGGAGCGACGAGAAGGGAGAGGUUGAAAAGAUAAUUGCAGUUGCCUGGGACAUUUUCCAGCCGCUUCUCUUUGGUCUGAUUGGAGCAGAGGUGUCUAUUGCAUCUCUCAGACCAGAAACUGUUGGCUCCUGUGUUGCCACCUUGGGCAUUGCAGUGCUGAUACGAAUUCUGACCACAUUUCUAAUGGUGUGUUUUGCUGGUUUUAACAUAAAGGAAAAGCUAUUUAUUUCUUUCGCGUGGCUUCCAAAGGCAACAGUCCAGGCUGCAAUAGGAUCGGUGGCUUUGGACAUGGCGCGGUCACACGGAGAGGAGCAGUUAGAACGCUACGGAAUGGAUGUGUUGACAGUGGCGUUUUUGGCCAUUCUCAUCACGGCCCCCAUUGGAAGCCUGCUUAUCGGUUUGCUGGGCCCCAGGUUUCUCCAGAAGCUUGAACGUCAAGACGAAGAUGAAGUUCCAGGACAGACUUGUGUUCGGCUUUAGAGGUGAAAAGAGGAAAGUCCUGAGCAUAAUGAUUAGAAAGCUGUUAGCAGAGGCUAAUUCUAGCAAGAUGGAUUUUGAAAUGUGUAACAGUUAAGUUUAAAAUAUAAUUGAACCGAAUGUGUCCCUAUUUCUUUACCCAGCAGUUUGAGUCCUGACCCUUAACACGUGGGUGGUUGUAUUCUAUGUCAGAUCUACCUUCUUUUCUUUCUUUUCCCCAACUCUUAAUUUAUAUCUUUACCCUUCAAUGCCUAGUGAUCCAUUUUUUGAAUCCUCAGAACAAUGGAAUAUAAUGAAAUGUGUUCUUUUCAAAUUCUUGUUCCUUGAAUUUUUCUAGGUAACAUAAAUGAAUUUCAUGCAAACAUUCAAACAAUUUCAAUCUUUGGCAUAAGUGAGUUAAUUUGUAUAAGGACAUUACCUACAAUUCAGAAUUAACAAAGGAAAGACCAAUUUCAGUACCUCUCCAGCUGCCCAGCAGCUGCUUAAACUUACUGUUCACUUUCACUGUCCCUUUGACAGCCGCCGUCUAAGUCCCCAUGACUGUUGAGUGCUGGCUUCUCAGUUUCUUCCAUGAUCUCUGAAAACUCAAGCCAACGACUGAAAGGUCUUAGUAGGGAUUUUCUAAAUGCUAGACAGUGUUGAGGUCAGAGUGAAAAGGGUCGAUAACUCACUCCUGAGGGCUCACUUCGUGAAGCCUCCGUUUUAUCACCACAUGUAAAGUCAGAGCUUUUAAAAAUGCUACAGUGUUAUAUUUCUGUAUGAAUCAUUUAUGUAGGAAUAUGCAACAGGUGGAAAUUGCUUCAGCCACUUGAGGAACAAGUGGCAUCACUUUUUAGUUGAUUAACUCAAACUAAAUCUGGCCUGAGCCCGCUGACCUGGUGAGAGGUCUGAAACUUCACUUGGAUGUGCCCUUCGGCUGCCGUACAGGGACCGACCCACUUCAAUCUCCACAGUUCCAUUGCUUCUGAAGCAGGCCACCGCACUCCCAGCAAAGGUCCUCCUUGCCACCUGGAGCCCUGGUCCCUCCUCCCAGUGUCCUUAGGAACCUAACAGCUUUUCCCAAGAGAACAAGGCAUUUUAUCAACCCGAUCACAAAGACACUAGCAACUCUCCUAAAAGCAGAGAGAAAAUAAUGUCCGUUCUUUGCUGAAAUAUCUACAAGAUGACGAAAGUAGGAAAGUGGUAAAGAAUUAAGUUCUUAUGGAAACUCAAGAAAGAGCUGUAAUUUAAUCAGACCUUGGCAAGUCAGCUUUCCAUUGCUGUCACAACAUACCCAAGACAGUUAAUUGACCUGUAAGGAGGAAAUUAUUUUGGCUCGGGGUUCAGCCCAGAGUCAGUUGGUCCCCUUGCCUUUGGGCCUGGAGCAGGGCAUUACAUCAUGGCAGGGAGUGUGUGGUGGAGCAGAGCUGCUGACCUCGUGGCCAGGGACUGAAAGAAGAGGAGAGGGGUUAGCUCAGUGGAUGGCGCCUGCCUCGCAAGUGCAAGGUCUCUAGUUUGAUUCCCAGUCCCGAAAAAAAGCCAAGGAAAAUGCAGGUUGCCUUCCUAAGAAGUCUGGGCUCUGUCCCAAACUAGUUGUUUUCCAUGUACUGUUCUGGAGAGCCUGGGGGGUCCUCGAGAGGAACUUGCAGACACCUUCAGGACCCACCUUCAACCGCAGCGAAUCUGCUUUGUCUCCUAUGAAACUUGGAACCUAGACUUCACGAGCAAAAAAAUGAAAAGGUUUUCUACUGGUAACAGUUACCAAGUGUUUCCUUCCUGCAAGCUGCCUGUGAUUUAUUUUAGCUCACAUCCCGCGUGCACGCCUGC
Heterocephalus glaber (naked mole-rat) is the source of this 3807-nucleotide messenger RNA. It is a transcript of the gene Slc9b2, whose product is annotated as solute carrier family 9 member B2. The record is from RefSeq and is a predicted model, not a curated record. Gene Ontology annotation, biological process: proton transmembrane transport. Gene Ontology annotation, cellular component: membrane. Gene Ontology annotation, molecular function: antiporter activity. Lineage: Eukaryota; Metazoa; Chordata; Mammalia; Rodentia; Bathyergidae.